Coregonus sp. 'balchen' is the source of this 4539-nucleotide messenger RNA. The record is from the annotation of a GenBank genome assembly. NCBI's taxonomy places the organism in Eukaryota, Metazoa, Chordata, Actinopteri, Salmoniformes, Salmonidae.
GGGCGAGUAGAAGUUGAGGCCGGGAACGAAAACAUGAAGUUUGAGACAGGACCAUUCUCCUUCUAUGGUGUAAUGGCUCUCAGCGCUCCCACGUUAGGCAAGUCCUCUUUCUCCUCCAUUAUAUGCUCUGUCUGUUUCUCUCUCUCUCAAAGCACAACUCUUUCUCUCUGCUUCCCCCCUCUCUAUCUCUCUCUCUUUCUCUCUUUCCUCUCAAUUCAAUUACAUUCAAAUGGCUUUAUUGGCAUGGGAAACAUAUGUUGACAUUGCCAAAGCAAGUGAAAUAGAUAAUGAACAAAAGUGAAAUAAACUAUCAAAAAUAAACAGUGAACAUUACACUCACAAAAGUUCCAAAGGAAUAGAGACAUUUCAAAUGUCAUAUUAUGGCUAUAUACAGUACAGUAUUGUAACGAUGUGCAAAUAGUUAAAGUACAAAAGGGAAAUAAAUAAAUGUAAAUAUGGGUUGUAUUUACAAUUGUGUUUGUGCUUCACUGGUUGUGGCAACAGGUCACAAAUCUUGCUGCUGUGAUUGCACACUAUGGUAUUUCACCCAAUAUAUAUGGGAGUUUAUCAAAAUUGGAUUUGUUUUCGAAUUCUUUGUGGGUCUGUGUAAUCUGUGUAAUGUGUCUCUAAUAUGGUCAUACAUUUGGCAGGAGGUUAGGAAGUGCAGCUCAGUUGCCACCUCAUUUUGUGGGCAGUGUGCACAUAGCCUGUCUUCUCUUGAGAGCCAGGUCUCCCUACGGCGGCCUCUCUCAAUAGCAAGGCUAUUUUUACUGAGUCUGUACAUAGUCAAAGCUUUCCUUAAUGUUGGGUCAGUCACAGCGAUCAGGUAUUUUGCCACUGUGUAGUCUCUGUUUAGGGCCAAAUAGUAUUCUAGUUUGCUCUGUUGUUUUGUUAAUUCUUUCCAAUAUGUCAAGUAAUUAUCUUUUUGUUUUCUCAUGAUUUGGUUGGGUCUAAUUGUAUUGCUGUCCUGAGGCUCUGUGGGGUCUGUUUUUGUUUGUGAACAGAGCCCCAGGACCAGCUUGCUCCACGUUAAUCUCUCUGUGGGUGAGGGCUUUGUUAUGGAAGGUUUGGGAAUCGCUUCCUUUUAGGUGGUUGUAGAUUUUAACAGCUCUUUUCUGGAUUUUGAUAAUUAGCGGGUAUCGGCCUAAUUCUGCUCUGCAUGCAUUAUUUGGUGUUUUACGUUGUACACGGAGGACAUAUUAUAUUAUUAUACAUUUUUGCAAAUGUAAACAAAUAAAUACAAAAAAAAAUUCAGACCCUUUGCUGUGAAACUCGAAAUUGAGCUCAGGUGCAUCCUGUUUCAAUUGAUCAUCCUUAAGAUAUUUCUACAAUUUGAUUGGAGUCCACCUGUGGUAAAUUCAAUUAAUUGGACAGAAACCAAGCCAUGAGGUCGAAGGAAUUUUCCGUAGAGCUCUGAGACAGGAUUGUGUAGAGGCACAGAUCUGGGGAAGGGUACCAAAAAAUAUCUGCAGCAUUUAAGGUCCCCAAGAACACAGUGGCCUCCAUCGUUCUUAAAUGGAAGAAUUUUGGAACCACCAAGACUCUUCCUAGAGCUGGCCGCCCGGCCAAACUGAGCAAUCGGGGGAGAAGGGCCAUGAUUAGGGAGUUCACCAAGAACCCGAUGGUCACUCUGACAGAGCUCCAGAGUUCCUCUGUGGAGAUGGGAGAACCUUCCAGAAGGACAACCGUCUCUGCAGCACUCCACCAAACAGGCCUUUAUGGUAGAUAGGCCAGACGGAAGCCACUCCUCAGUAAAAGGCACAUGACAGCCCGCUUGGAGUCGCCAAAAGGCACCUAAAGACUCUCAGACUAUGAGAAAUAAGAUUCUCUGGUCUGAUGAAACCAAGAUUGAACUCUUCGGCCUGAAUGCCAAGCUUCACGUCUGGAGGAAACAUGGCACCAUCCCUACGGUGAAGCAUGGUGGUGGCAGCAUCAUGCUGUGGGGAUGUUUUUCAGCGGCAGGGACUGGGAGACUGUUCAGGAUCAAGGGAAAGAUGAACGGAGCAAAGUACAGAGAGAUCCUUGAUGAAAACAUGCUCCAUAGCGCUCAGGACCUCAGCCUGGGGCGAAGGUUCACCUUCCAACAGUACUACGACCCUAAUCACACAGCCAAGACAACACAGGAGUGGCUUGGGACAAGUCUCUGAAUGUCCUUGAGUGGCCCAGCCAGAGCCCGGACUUGAACCCGAUCGAACACCUCUGGAGAGACCUGAAAAUAGCUGUGCAGCGACGCUCCCCAUCCAACCUGACAGAGCUUGAGAGGAUCUGCAGAGAAGAAUGGGAAAAACUCCCCAAAUACAGGUGUGCCAAGCUUGUAGCGUCAUACCCAAGAAGACUCGAGGCUGUAAUCGCUGCCAAAGGUGCUUCAACAAAGUACUGAGUAAAGGGUCUGAAUACUUAUGUAAAUGUGAUAUUUCUGUUUUUUUAUUUUAUCCGCGCACGCGCGUAGCUUAAAGGGAACAUUGGUUGUAUGCCCCAUAUACAUAACAUUCUGUUUGUGGCAAAACAUUUCUUUAAUAAUUUAUAAUUCAAAGUUUUGAAUCAAGCGUUGUUUUUCGUAUCAGUUCAUAAACAUGUGCCACGGAAUCGGCACAUCCAAAAUCUCUUCCCAACUAUUUUGCAACCUGUAUGGCGCCGCCAUCAAAAUGUUUUGGUCCUCAAAUAAAACAGCCAAAUUUGGUCUUUAAUAAAGGGCAAACAAACAAGUUUCCUACCUUCUCCCCCUUCCACUUGCCUCCUUCAUUUUUGUGGUAAUGCUGCAAUCAGUUGGUUGUAAUUUUGGAUAGAGCGCACGCGCCACGUCUAUAUCUAUGGGCACAAGCACUGUUCAUGACACAAACAGUUCACACACAGUUCUUGUUGGCGGAGAGAACAUUUUGUAGGUUUAAGACACAUUUCCUGCAAUUCUAUACAUUUUGCCAUGGGAUACAGAGAAAAUUAUGUAGUUUUAAUGCUAAUUUCCAUGUGGGGUCGCCUGAUUUCAAAAUGGGGUCAGUUUUGUUUUCAAAUCAGUUUCGGAAUACUGACUGUCCAAACUGACUGUCUAAACAGCAAGUUGAAAUGUGGCUUGAAAUAUCCAAUUCCAUGUGCUUUUUGGCUGUUCAGACUGCAGGAAAAAGAACAGAUUCGAUUGGGAUAUGCCCCCAAAAAAUUAUUUGAGUCACUUCAAACUGCAAAUGUGAACAAGGCUUAAGACUCUGCACCACAAUGUGCACCUGACCUUCAUUACUGCACUGUCUGGCCCACACCAACCGAAACACACAUACACACAUUGAUCGUUACACACUCACUCAUGCAUCUUCUUCGCACUUUGAAAUUCAGCGUAGUUGGCAUAUGCAAGCUCUACAGAUUAGGUACACCUGCAGAACAUGCCUCUAAGGUGUUUUAUAUAUCCAGGUGGAUCCACUUCACUGAGGCACUGGCAUCGUAUAUUAUUCAAUGGCAACCUAACAUUGUGAAUUGCGACAUCUGGUGGUAUCAGUGUGAAAUGAACAGAUUUCUGGUUUGUGACUUGUAGGUGUGUGUUUCUCUCUGUGUAGUAACUCUCCUAACCCUUCUGACUUUCUCUCACAGGCCAUUUGAACCUAAAGUGGAUAUGUGUGUGUUUGUUUGUGUGUUUGCUCUGAGAAGUUCGUUCUCCAGACCAUGUCUCUUGCAUUAACGGUAUUAAUCUCUAGAAUGCACCUUUGGCUGGUUCGACAGUAGUAUUCACAUUAUUCACAUUUAGCCUACCAUUUCAUUGCAGUUUUACCUGUGUUAGAAUGUGUAUGCAUUUUUUUUUGUGCCAUCACCAUAUCCUUGUGUGCAUGCAUCUGCACAUGUGAGUGUGUGUUUGUCCUUUUUGCUGACUCUAAUGCUACAUUUUAUGUGUGUGUUUUUCAGAGUUCCGCUCUCCAUCCCACAUCAGUGGUUUGAACAGGACAGCAUCUCUGAACGCUGAAGAUCGUACAGAGUCUCUGUCUAUCAGCGGCAGCAAUAGCCAGCUCAACGCUCAGUUCACCGUCCCCUCACCAAGAUACACCCCUGACUUUUACGUACGAGCUCUCACAGACCUGCAGUUUGUCAAGGUAAGGAGGACCAUCCAUCCAUUGUAGAAAUCUAACACAACAAGGUAGCUAAGGUGCAGAAAGUUAAGAGACUGAACUCUCUGCAUAAUUAGAUCAAAGCAAAUGCCAAGGUUUCGAAAUACAAUACAUUUGAAAGGAUUCCCAUCCAUAACCUACAAUGAUCAUUGUUCCUCUUACUCUUUUAGUCUCGCUCUCUCUCCCUCCCUCCCUCUCUCCAUCCCUUUCUCCUUCCUUCUCUAUCCCUUUCUCUCAGAUAUCGCAGGCCCAGUACCAGAACGGUGUGAUGUCGUCUCGUCUGGACUCCACCCCCCAGUCACCUGACUUCGGCCAUCCUAGUCUGGAGGGUACCACGUCCCCUGUGGGCACCACCACUCCCAGCCUCCUAUCCUCCGACACCCCCAACCCAACUCCCACCCCGGAGACCGCCCCCCUUCUGGUCGACGAGACCACCUCCCUAAUCAAUGAGCAGAAC